Aureobasidium musti is the source of this 1107-nucleotide messenger RNA. NCBI's taxonomy places the organism in Eukaryota, Fungi, Ascomycota, Dothideomycetes, Dothideales, Saccotheciaceae. The record is from the annotation of a GenBank genome assembly.
AUGUCCUCCCGCAGGUUUCACAGGAAGUCGCGAAGCGGGUGCCUCCAUUGCAAGAAAAGACACAUCAAAUGUGAUGAAGGUCGUCCGAUAUGCGCCAAUUGUCAGAGAGCGAGCGUAGUUUGUACCUAUGACCAGCUCAAAGUGCCCACUAGCCCAGCACAAAGUGCAAGUCUCAGUCCAGCUGGGUCCUCGGCAUCAACUCUAGUCUUUGAACAUCCUUCAACUUUUGAUAUGCUCGAUCUAUCCUUGAUGCACCAUUACACCAUAUCAACUUCGCUUGGACUGUUUGCUGGCCAGGGCUCACGAGAGAUCUGGCAAGAGAUGGUCCCCAAUGAGGCACAGUCAAACCCCCUACUGAUGCAUGGUAUUCUUGCCUUGGCUUCUAUGGACCUUGCCCGCACACGACCAAAUGAGCGACAAUUGUAUGCGACCAGGGCGUUAGCUCAUCAAAAUGCUGGCACCAGAUUGUUCAGGUCUAUGCUUGAACAAGUUCGUCCGUCCGAUAGCCAUCAUGUUCUUAUGCUCUUCAGCAUGAUGUUGGCCAUAUUAGCCUUUGCAUUCCCACACGCAUGCGAUACUCCGCCAGAUUUUGAUGGCAUUCUUGAUCUGUUUAGUCUUAUGCGAGGCUGCAAGACUGUGUGGAACUUGAACCCAGAAUCGCUCGCCGGCACUCAAUUGGCGUCAUGGGUCAAGGCCACCUUCGCUGGACAUCCAAUUGAGAUGAAACCCGAAGUCGAUCGUCGUUUCCAGAUCCUGCGAGCACGUUUGAAUGAUCCAGCAGAUAUUCUGGCCACCGAUCAGCUUGUUGACUUCAUACACAAAGAGCUCGCGACGUCUUCAGAUGGAGUCUCAAACAUAGGUCGUUGGCCUACUAUGGUCAGCGAUGCAUUCUGGUUGCGAGUGCAGAACCAUGAAGUAGAUGCUCUGCUCGUGCUUUCCCAUUAUUCUGUCGUCUUGGGUGCGCCUAAUUUCAGAUGGUGGACUACGAACUGGGACUCAAUCUUGUUAAUGGCCAUCAACAACGCUCUGUCAUCGCAGGAUAAGAAGCUCCUCGAGUGGGACUAUCCCGCCAUGAUGAAAUUUGCAGACUCCUACAAGGAGAAGUAA